GUCUAGCGAGUUAUAGUUAAACGUGACAUGAUACACUUGCUGAUAGGUAACUUUCUAACUUUCUCCAACUGUGGAAUCACUGAACGAGCAACCUUUUAUUACGCUUGAUUUUUCCACAACUGCUAGGGUACAAAUGUUAUAACAUUUAUCCGAACUAGGAAACUCUCAAGGAGUGCAAACUGGAUAGCGGUCUGGUAAAGGAGAAAUGGCGACGUCGACGUUAGCACCCAAGUACAUUUUUGGCUUCCGAUCAGACGUUAAAGAUAAUGUCCAAUAUGCGGAGGAUGGCUCGGUGGUGUACCCGGCUGGGCACAAUGUGGUGCUGUACUCACCGGAUACCCGGACGCAGCGGCUUAUCCCGGGCACGCUGGAAAGCGAGGGCAUCACGGCCCUCUGCGUGUCUUCUAACAAGAAGCUGCUUGCGGUUGCGGAGCGCUCGGACAAAGCCAUGAUUAGCGUGUACGACAUGCAAACCUUGAAGCGGCGCAAGGUGCUCAUUUCCACAGAUGCAGGCUCCAAGGAGUACGUGAGCCUGUCGUUCAGCGGCGAUGGCAAGACGCUGAUCGCGCAGGGCGGAGCCCCCGAGUGGAAUCUGGUGCUGUGGGUGUGGGAGAAGAGCAAAGUGGGCAGUGUGGUCAAGACGACCAACCAGCAGGGCGCGCCCAUGACGAGUUGCGCCUUCUCUCCUGGCGACUCGGCGCUGGUGGGGGUGAUUGGGCAGGGCAUGUUCAAGAUGUACCGCAACGCGGACAGCGGCCUCAAGCAAGCCAAUCCAAUCAUUGGGAAACGCGACCCAGCACUCGCGUCAUGUCAGUGUUGGGUUCCCGAUCCCCCGGGCAGCAACGAGCAGCGGGAGCGGCUGCUGCUGGGAAUGGCAGAUGGGGAGGUGCUGCUGCUGGAGGGCACCGACCUGAAAGCCGCCUUCUCCUGCGACAACGGCCUGCCCGCCGUCUCCAUCGCCACCUACUCCAAGGGCUUUGUGGUGGGGCAGGACGGCGGCGUGGUCACCAUCUUUGAGCGGGACGAGAAGGAGUUCUUCCGCAGGGCCCGGGCGUUUACUAUUGAGGGCAACCCAUGCAAAGUGACCUGCCUCGCCAUCUCGCCCAAUGAGGAGCACCUGGUUGCCUCACUGGAGAACAACCAGGUCUAUACCCUGGCGCUCAGCAACCAGGAGAUCAUGAAGCAGGACGAAAUGAACUUUGAGGUCCUGGGCACCCCCAACCACGCGGGUCCCGUCACGGGUCUGGACGUGUGUGUCCGCAAGGCGCUGGUGGCCUCCUGCUGCUCCUCCGACCGCUCCGUGCGGCUGUGGAACUGGGUGGACCGCAGCUGCGAGCUGCACCGCACCUUCGCGGACGAGAUAUUCAGCAUCGCCAUCCACCCCACCGGCCUUAUGGUUCUGGUAGGAUUCGCUGACAAGCUGCGACUGAUGUCGGUUCUGAUGGAGGACCUGAAGCCAAUCAAGGAGCUGGGCAUCAAGGGCUGCCGCGAGUGCUGCUUCUCUACGGGAGGACAGUACUUUGCUGCAGUGAACGGCACCACCAUCUCCAUCUACAACACCUACACCUGCGACAACGUGGGCAACCUGCGCGGCCACAACGGCAAGGUGCGCUCCGUGGCCUGGUCGCCCGACGACUCCAAGCUCAUCUCCGCGGGCAUGGACGGCGCGGUGUACGAGUGGCGCCUGCGCGACCUGAAGCGCGAGAAGGAGCACGUGCUCAAGGGCUGCGCCUACUCGUCCGUGCUGGCCACCCCCGACUGCAAGCUGCUGUACGCCACAGGGACGGACAAGAAGAUCAAGGAGUUUGAGGACUCGACGGGCAGCGGCACCACCAUCUCCAAGGAGAUCGACACGGGCGGGGUGAACCUGACGCAGCUGGUGCUGCUGCCCAACGCGCGAGUCAUGUUCGGAGCCACAGAGGGCGGCUGCGUGCGCACAUACAAGUACCCGCUCACGGGCGAGUUCCAGGAAGCCAAGUGCCAUGCGGCCGCCGUGUCACGACUGCGGGUCUCCUGGGACGAGUCGCUGCUGGUGAGCGGCGGCGAGGACGGCAGUGUGUUCGUGUGGGAGGUGCGCGACAAGGACGCCCGGGCCGCAGCACGCAGGGAGCAGGAGCGGCUGGAGUACUCGGUGGAGGUGCUGGUCACGCGCUCCGAGCUGGACGAGAAGCGCUCCCGCAUGUCGGAGCUGGAGCAGCAGGUGGCGGAGCUGACCAUGCAGACCGAGUACCAGCUCAGGCUCAAGGACCUACACCUGCAGGAACGUGUGAAGGAGCUGACGGACAAGUUCACCGCCGAGUCGGAGGCGGACCGUCAGAAGUUCGAGAGCCUGCUCGCGGAGAAGAACGAGAUGGAGAUGGAGUACGAGGACAAGCUCAAGCAGGCGGAGGAGCGGGCGCAGGCGCAACUGCAGGCGCUAGAUACGCAGUACCAGGCCAAGAUCAUGGCGGAGGUGGAGCGCUACCAGGCGCUGAUGCAGGAGAAGGAGAUGCUGGCGGAGAGGUGGGACGAGCAAAACUCUCUGCUGGUUGAGUCGCACGAGCGGGUGAUUGCGGAGCUGACGGAGGACUACGAGGCCAAGCUGGCGGAGGAGGCGCUCAAGAUUGAGGCGCUGCAGGCAGAGAAGGCCGAGUUGGAGCGGGAAUUUGAGGAGAUCAAGAAGCAGCUGGAGGAGGAUGCGGACCGAGAAAUAGAGGAGACCAAGGAGAAGUACGAGCAAAAGCUGCAGACGGAGCGUGAGACCAGCUUGCGGCUCAAGGGCGAGAACGGCAUCAUGCGCAAGAAGUUCAACGCGCUGCAGAAGGACAUCGAGGUGUGCAACACCCAGAUCAAGGAGCUGUACGAGCAGAAGAAGGAGCUGUACGCCACCAUCGCCAGCCUGGAGAAGGACAUCGCCUCCCUCAAGCGCGAGAUUAGGGAGCGCGACGAGACCAUCGGAGACAAGGAGCGCCGCAUCUACGACCUCAAGAAAAAGAACCAGGAGCUUGAGAAGUUCAAGUUCGUGUUGGACUACAAGAUCAAGGAGCUCAAGAAGCAGAUCGAGCCGCGUGAGGCGGAGAUCGGCGAGAUGAAGGAGCAGAUCAAGGAGAUGGACGGCGAGUUGGAGCGCUACCACAAGACCAACGCCAACCUGGACCUCACCAUCGCCAACAUGCGGCUCAAGCAGUCGGGGCUGGCCCAGGAGGUGUCGGACCAGCGGCGCGACAAGCAGGACGCGCACGCGCUGCUGCGCCGCUUCCAACACGACCUGCAGGAGGUGGUGGGCUUCCUGCAGGAGCCCAAGGUGCUCAAGGAGAAGGUCAAGUGGCUGUACCAGAAGCACUGCGGUGAGCUGCGGCUGGGCCCCGAGGAGGACGGGGAUGUGGAGCGGGAGGCGGCUCGGCAGCGGGAGUACCUGGAGAAAACGGUUGACAGCCUGAAGCGGAAGCUGGCCAAGGACAGUGAGCUGCACCGCACCGACAACCUGCGGAUCAUGCAGGAGAACACAGCGCUCAUCAAGGAAAUCAACGAGUUGCGGCGGGAGAUCAAGUCGCUCAAGGGAGGGGGUGGCGGAGGCGGCGGGGCGGGCAUCAUGGCGGCAGGCGGGGUGGCCGUGGGGGCAGCAGCGGGCGGUGGAGGCGGCAAGGGAGUGAGCGGCGGCAUGGGCAGCGCGCGAGGCGGGCGUGUGAGCCCCGAUGGGGGCGGCGGAGGUGGCGGAGCGGACAACCUGCGGCGGGAGCUGGACAUGCAGCGGGACCUCAUAGCGCGGUUGAGAGAGGAGAUGGUUGUCAAGGAGGCGCGCAUCAAGCAGCUGGAGGCCAUGGUGGUGCCGCGACCCAUCAGCAGGGAGCGACUGCCGCCCAUGGACGGCUUCCCCGCACCGCCGCCCGGGGGGGCAGCGGCACUGGUGGCGGGUGGGGGUGUGCCGCCCAUUCCCACGGCUGCAGGCGGGGGUGGAGGAGGAGGCAUGUCGGGGCAGAUCCUGGCGGGCGCGGCGAUAGCGGGCUCGCUGGGGCCGGCACCGCCCGGGGAAACGGGGGAGCUAUAAGAGGAGUGGGUGACGUUGGGGGGGUUAGGGUGUACGGAGGAGCGAUGACGUUGUAUGUAGGGAUUAGGUGCGGUGGGAGGUGUAUGACACAGUGAACUGCUGCGAUGGUGCUGUGACCCGCGUGUGCUGUACUCCUUGUAACUUUUAGGAAUGCACUUACUGGACCAUACUAGGUUUACCGGUAGGCGGCGGCGCAAGGAUUCGUUACUUGACAUCCCGCUGAAUAGCCCGGGGUAACAGGAAGUAGGACUCCGACUGGGCUGUUUGCAAAGGGCGACGGGUGGUGAUGAUGACGUACACGACUUGAAUGGUGAUAACUCUGACACGGUCAGGCUGCGGUCAUGACGCUGCUAGCUGGUGUAUGCCGGGGUGGACAGCAGCUACUGCAACUACUCGGCGAUGGGUGUGAUGCUGACCCCGCGUGACUAGAGCACAAGACGACUAACCGCGUUGAUGUAUGCACAUCAUGUCAUAGCGUAGGGAGGUGCCCGCUGUGGCAAAGCGGAUGGUAGGUACCGGUAACCUUGGGGGUGCUUUCAACUCGUUUAACUCUAAAAGGAGGGGGGAAUGAAGUUAAUCUUGUACUUAUAAGGCCUAAACCGUUUCGGAUCGUGGGGUCCCACGAUCGCCCUCGAGGGAAGGUAAAAACACUGAUUAA
Astrephomene gubernaculifera is the source of this 4685-nucleotide messenger RNA. The record is from the annotation of a GenBank genome assembly. Lineage: Eukaryota; Viridiplantae; Chlorophyta; Chlorophyceae; Chlamydomonadales; Astrephomenaceae.